AUGGCUGUGGGAGCUCAAACUCCUCACGGUCGGCCGGUGUUCAUCGUGGAAAUGCACCAAGGCGGCGAAUCGAGCAAUGUUCACGUUCAACCAGGCGUCAACCCUACGAUCCCAAAUCAGUCGUAUGCACCAUAUCAAGCUACAACUCGAGAUGAGCAAUAUUCCUUCGCGACCGGAACACCUGCACGAACUGAGAAGCCCCCGAUAGAAGAGAAGAACCCCGUUGAGAUGCGUUAUGACCAGCUCAUGAAUGGUCGGAUUGGGAGAUGGCUCUCCGCGGCUAUCGCAUUGGGCCUCGCGGCUGGCGUCAUAUCGAAACGGCCAGGAACCCUAUUAUACACGGCAUGCAUUAUCAAUAUGGUCAUUGCCGGUAUACACUUAUUCCCACUCGGUCCAGCAGCAAAACCUAUUGCUGCGAAUAAUGUCCGUCCACCAACAUGGUACCUCGUUGUACUGUCCAUAUCUACCCUCUCUUGGAUCGCCGGGAUGUCCUUAAUGUUUGCAGUCAUCAGCGAAGACGACAAGUACGUCAUAUUCGAUCCCAAGAAGCACGCUAGGCGAGGUGUAGGGACGUUGAUUGGGACUGGAACGGGCACACUUGCAAUGUUGGAGAAUAUAACCAUUGCGUGCGGAUGCAUGGGAGCCAGUGCUUUAAUUUGCUGUUUAUACCAGUGGUACAUUGUGCGGCGCAUUUUUACCGACAAGUUUGAAGAAGCGGAUAUUAGGAAGGCCUUCUCCGGAUAG
Messenger RNA from Pochonia chlamydosporia 170, 744 nucleotides. RefSeq lists its product as hypothetical. The transcript is spliced from 3 exons. The coding region runs from base 1 to 744 and encodes 247 amino acids. The record is from RefSeq and is a predicted model, not a curated record. NCBI's taxonomy places the organism in Eukaryota, Fungi, Ascomycota, Sordariomycetes, Hypocreales, Clavicipitaceae.